GGGAACCUCGCUUAAUAAUAUUACACAUAGAUAUUUUGGUAGAAAGGCAGAUAAAAAAAAGAAAUUUCUAUCGUUACAUUUACUUCAGUCUAUUCAAACCUCUACUGAAGGAUUUUCUUAGGAUUUGUCGCAAUGCACCUCACGCCUUGAGCUUUCAUUAUAAUUAGUUUAGGAUAAGAAAUACGUGCAUACUAGAAAGCUGUCAUAUCUUUUGACGUUGCUUGCGAAUAUCAAGGUGUCACUUAUUUCAAUAAUGUGAGUGCGUGAGCUAUCUAGAGAAGGAUCCUUAUGCUUAAAUAUAAAAGGUAUAGCCUUGGAAUAUCUGAAGAUAACAAACCCUGAGAAGAUGAAUUUAUCCAACCCUUGGUAUCAUGUCGUUGAAAUUAGGACAUCUGAACGUUCCCUGCAUGUUUUCUAGUAUUAUUCCAAAAGUAUGGAUUUGAAUUGCUAACCAGAAUGGCGAUCAUUAGGAUCUACAACAUAAAGAGGUCUUUUCUCGUAUAUGAAGUUAUUCUAUUUCUUUUAUCGACAUAUGGCCCAAAUCGGAUUAUAUAAACACACAUAUUCUUUAUAAAUUUGGAUACAAAAUGAAACAAUAAUUGGCCCGCAUCUUUCGAAUUGCAUACAGACGAAUAAUCGAUUUUCGACGCUAGUGAAGUUUUCUCAAUUAUUUAUUUUUUAAGAACUUCGGUGUUGAAAGACUAUUCAUGCCUAGGGACCUCUAUCAAGAAAUAUCGAUUGAUAUUUUAGUACGGGUGCUGUAUUCACCGUCACGUAACGCGCAUUUCACAUAUUCUAAUACAUAUAGAUGAACCAAUGUGUAAAUCUAUAUAAUAUUGCCCUUUUAAUACUUCAAUGUUCACAUUUUCAUGCAGUAGUCCAAGAAAGUGAAUCUCAGGCUCGGUGUGCCAAAGACAAGAAAAACGUUUCACUUGCUUUCUCUUUUCCCUUGUCACAACAUGCUUUCUUUGUGCGUGUCAGGUGACAAUAAGGUUAACUUUAUAAUUCGAUAAAUAAGUAAAUACUCAAUUUAACAAGAAUCGAAGGAGAGAAUAAUAAUGAGCGGUUUAAAAGAUGGAAGCAAUGAUAUUCAGUUCGUUACCGACACUGAUGUGGAUGCCGAAUUGGAAGAAAUGCGGCUCCAAGUAGAAAGCCUUCAGGAGGAUCUACAGCUUAAAGCCCUGCAGGACAACGCCGCCAGGGAAGAGGGCACACGCAAGACGACCAUCUCGACUGCGUCCGUCUCCGCUGGGGGGGGAGCAGGGAGGGGAAACCCAUCCGUUUUCGUCGCCGGAUUUGAUGCCCGAACGACGGAGGCGGACAUUCGCGUCUUUUUCGUCUCUUGCGGUACCGUGGUGCGUCUGACGUUGCUAAAGGACCGCCACACCGGACAGCCCAAGGGGACUGCCUACAUCGAAUUUGAGACCCAGGAGCAGGCGCAGGCAGCUAUCCUGAAAGACGGCCAGGCACUCCACGGGAAGCCUCUGAAAGUGGCCCCAAAACGUGAUAACGUACCUGCCUUCCAGCGCGGCAUGGGGAUCAGGGGGGGCAGAGGCGGCGGCCGCGGGGCGGCGGCCAUGACUGCCGUCGCGAUGCUAGCCUCGAUGAUGGGCAGUGGAAUGGGCUUUAGUCCGUACGGAGCCACCCGAGCUCGUGGCCGCGGCCGCGGCCGUGGAGCUCAUUAG
Molecule: messenger RNA, 1685 nt
Organism: Phytomonas sp. Hart1
Lineage: Eukaryota; Euglenozoa; Kinetoplastea; Trypanosomatida; Trypanosomatidae
Source: the annotation of a GenBank genome assembly